GCAGGUGCUAUGAUACCAUAAUAAACAUCGGUCACACUGUAUGCCUUCCGUGACUGCAGUGCCACAACUGUGCUCGCCACAUUUAUCGUUAGUAUCAAAAGCCAUAGUUAUUUGGAAGGUGGAACCAAGAAUAAGCAAAAAGCGAAACGAGCAAGCAGAUGCAGGAGAAAACAGCAAAGAACAAACUCACGGAAGACAAGAAGCCUUUGGGACGGGUAGGUUCAAGUAUGCAGCAGCAAAGAUAGCAGCCCAAAAGUCGAAAGCCCUGGUUCACUUGCUGGUAGAAGGGCUAGAUGUGGAAAGGCGGACCGUAGCGACGUCAGGCAGGAUUUGGUUGUGA
Molecule: messenger RNA, 340 nt
Organism: Dicrocoelium dendriticum
Lineage: Eukaryota; Metazoa; Platyhelminthes; Trematoda; Plagiorchiida; Dicrocoeliidae
Source: the annotation of a GenBank genome assembly